AUGCGCCGCUUCGCUGUUCAAGGACACCGCACUCUUAAGCGAGCACCAGCAUGGAAAUCCGCUGCUAAACGCCCGUGUUCGUUCUCUGUUGCUCACUACCCAGCACGGGGCCUACGGGCCUACUCCACAGGUCGCCGUUCAUCAACCGUACAAGGGAGCUCUCAUCCAUCCAUGCAUCUGCGGAACUUUUCAUUGGCUGUGAUCUCAACUGCAGUGGCAUCAGGGGCUUAUUACGCAUAUCAAGGCACUGGGAACACCCAUUCAUUAGCAAACCAAGUCAGGAACUUUGCCUCGGGUGCUAUCAAGACUGCCUACGCAGAACAGCCUUCAGACCCUGCACGGAAGGCUCUGCUGGUGAACAACGACCAAUUCUACACUGCAACUCUGUCUGAAGACGAGCCACUUUCAAAGAACAGUGACGACUCCGACCGACGCGUUCUCAACAUGUUAACCCCUGAGCAGGCAACAGAGAAGCUCCGCAAGCAUGAAGAGUCAUAUCUUGUGAACCGGGGCAAGGGCGUUGUUCGAUAUGACAUUGUGCAGGUUCCUAGCAAUUCGCCCAUUGAGGAUGAUCACGCUGAAUUAGUCGUGGAAGUCCCAGCCAAUGUGGCAGCAAACCAGAACGGAGAGCCCAACAGUGACUGGUCUUUUUGGGCGGUCUUUGAUGGUCAUUCGGGAUGGACCACAUCUGCCAAGUUGCGUAAUGUACUGAUCUCUUACGUUGCACGGGAGCUCAACUCGACCUAUAAGGCUGCAGCGACGGACCCAUCUGUACUAGUGCCUUCAUCCGAGACUAUCGAUGCGGCUAUCAAGCAAGGCUUCGUCCGUCUGGACCAUGAUAUCGUCCAUGAGAAUGUCGACAAGGUCUUCAAAGCCAACUCCCGGCGGGUGGCCGCUGAGCUCCUUGCACCUGCACUUUCUGGUUCUUGUGCCCUUCUCAGCUUCUACGACUCCCAGUCACAAAACUUGAAGGUGGCGGUCACUGGUGAUUCUCGUGCAGUCCUCGGCCGCCGUGGUCCUAGUGGUAAAUGGACCGCAACGGCACUCUCUGAAGAUCAGACUGGUGGCACCCCCUCUGAGAUUGAACGUUUGCGGGCAGAGCACCCUGGCGAGCCUUAUGUCACCCGCAAUGGCCGUAUCUUGGGCCAGUUGGAACCCAGCCGUGCCUUUGGCGAUGCAGUUUACAAGUGGAGCAAGGAAGUGCAAGACAAGAUCAAGGGACAAUUCUUUGGCCGGACCCCUUCACCAUUGCUGAAGACACCUCCCUAUGUCACUGCCGAGCCCGUCAUCACUACCACCAAGAUUGACCCAUCACAAGGCGACUUCGUCGUAAUGGCUACCGAUGGCCUGUGGGAGAUGCUUAGCAACGAAGAGGUUGUAGGCCUGGUGGGCCAGUGGAUCGAGCAGCAGCAAUCUGGCAGCAGCAGCAGCAGCAAGGCCUGGCUCCAGGGCUGGUUCUCCUUCGAUGGCCAGAAGAAACUGCCUGUGGAGGCAGCGCAUGACGGCUCUACUGCCGGCCAGCGCCGUCCAAUCCGACAGCAGCAAUACGAUAUCUCCGGAGGAGAAGGACGAUUCGUUGUCGAGGACAAGAACGCCGCCACUCACCUUGUGCGCAAUGCUAUGGGUGGAAAAGACAAGGACAUGCUCUGUGCUCUGCUGACCCUGCCCAGCCCCUAUUCCCGCCGAUACCGUGACGAUGUGACCGUGGAAGUCAUUUUCUUCGGACAAGGCCCUGACUCGCGAACCAUUGACCGGAACCAGGAAGCAAGCGCCUCUGAGGAAGCCCCUCGCGCUAAGCUCUGA
This is a messenger RNA of Penicillium chermesinum, 1803 nucleotides long. It is a transcript of the gene ptcF, whose product is annotated as type 2C protein phosphatase ptcF. The transcript has 3 exons. Bases 1 to 1803 code for a protein of 600 amino acids. The record is from RefSeq and is a predicted model, not a curated record. Gene Ontology annotation, molecular function: protein serine/threonine phosphatase activity. NCBI's taxonomy places the organism in Eukaryota, Fungi, Ascomycota, Eurotiomycetes, Eurotiales, Aspergillaceae. Gene Ontology annotation, biological process: protein dephosphorylation.